CCCCGGAUUCCGCCGCCGCUUCCCCGGGGCCGCGGCCGAGGAUGCUCCGGCUGCCCGCGGCGGCGGGGGGGGAGCGUGUGCGCGGCGCCGGGGGCUGAGCCAGCGGCGGGGAGCCGAGCCCCGGCCCUGCCCGGGACACUUAACGGGGAGGAAGAAGAGGAGGAGGAGGAGGGAGGAGGAAGGAGAAGAGGCCGCCCUCGGCCUCGGCCCCGCCAUGCCGGGCCCCACCGGGGAGCGUGGCCCGGCGGCAGCGGCCCCCCGGGGACUGUGAGCGGCCCGGGGCUGGCGGGGGGGGGGGGGGGGGGGGGUGCGCCCGGAGCGGCAUGGCCAGCCCCGUCCCCCCCGCCGCCGCCGCCGGGAUUUAGCCGGUGCCUGGAUGCUUUCGCCUCCCGUUUCCACUUCGGGCGGGCAUGUGCGCGGGGGAACCGGGCCGCCCCCAGCCUCCUCCGGCGCGGAUCCCCCCCGCGCCCUGACUCCCCGGUGAGGGGCUCCGCCACCGGCCCCGUCCCGCCACCGGCCCCGGAGGACGGGGAAGAGCCCGCCCGCCCCGGCCCCCCCCUGGCCGGUGGGUGCCGGGCGGGGGGGCGGCGGGCACCGGUAACUUGUUUUCAGCGUACCCCGGUACCGGCUGGGACACCCCUCCCGAGGAGAUUUGGGUUUCAACUUUGGCUUUUGGGAAGCCCCGAAGAUGCCUUUCCACCCGGUGACGGCGGCUUUGAUGUACCGGGGGAUCUACACCAUCCCCAACAUCCUCGCCGAGCAGCACCCCGUGGAGAUCCCCGAGGACGAGCUGGAGGAGAUCCGCGAAGCCUUCAAGGUGUUCGACCGGGACGGCAACGGCUUCAUCUCCAAGCAGGAGCUGGGCACGGCCAUGCGCUCCCUGGGCUACAUGCCCAACGAGGUGGAGCUGGAGGUCAUCAUCCAGCGCCUCGACAUGGACGGUGACGGGCAGGUGGACUUCGAGGAGUUCGUGACGUUACUGGGGCCCAAGCUGUCCACCUCAGGCAUCCCGGAGAAGUUCCACGGCACGGAUUUCGACACCGUCUUCUGGAAGCAUCGCUGUGCCCCCCCUGACCCUGGGGGUCGGGCCCUGCCCGAGUGCCCCCGCCCGCUCCCCGCAGUGCGACAUGCAGAAGCUGACGGUGGACGAGCUGAAGCGGCUGCUGUACGACACCUUCUGCGAGCACCUCUCCAUGAAGGACAUCGAGAACAUCAUCAUGACGGAGGAGGAGAGCCACAUGGGCACGGCCGAGGAGUGCCCCGUCGACGUGGAGACCUGCUCCAGCCAGCAGAUCCGCCAGACCUGCGUGCGCAAGAGCCUCAUCUGCGCCUUUGCCAUCGCCUUCAUCAUCAGCGUGAUGCUCAUCGCCGCCAACCAGGUGCUGCGCAGCGGCAUGAAGUAGCGGGGCCGCCCCGAGCGCCUGCCUCCGGCCACCGGCGGGGAGCCACACCUCUAGCGAGGAGCAGAGCUCUAUGUAUCUCCAUAUACAAAUCGGACACGCAAACCCCCCCUUGGGGGGGGGGCAAACCCCAGGGGGGAAGACCCGCGCCGGGUCCCCGCUGUCCCCGGGCGACGCGACCGCAUGGCUGUUUGCAGAACGUGGGAACCGUGACAAAGACGCACGCCAACACCCAAACCCACCCCCCACCUCGCCAGGAGGGGGAACCCCCCCCCCCCAACCCGUCAGUGCAUGUAACGUGCAUGGAGCCCCGUGUGCUGCCCCCCCCCCCGGGCGGGGGAUCCCGUCGGAUACACCGAUACUAGCGUCUAUAGCUCUAUAGUUACGAUAAAAACCAAAUCAUCCCCUAAGCAAUACGCGCGCCUGAGGUGGUUUCUAGUUUGAGACGGGGGCGUUUGCAUGGACUUGGCUGCCAAGGGCUGGAUUUCACACACCCCCCCCGGCCUGUCCCCCCACCCCACCCCGUGCCGUGCCUCAGUUUCCCCACCUGCCAGAUGGGGGGACGGCGCUGACCUCCUGCUUGAUGCACUUUGAGCUGAACCCCCCCCCCACACACCCCCCCACCCCCAGGAAGAGCUGGAGCGACCCCGAGGCUGGGGAGCCUGCGCUGGCCGGGGCCACCCGCCCCGCACCCCCCCAGCCUGUAUGUAGCACCCACCUGGG
Molecule: messenger RNA, 2123 nt
Organism: Grus americana (Whooping crane)
Lineage: Eukaryota; Metazoa; Chordata; Aves; Gruiformes; Gruidae
Gene: CABP7
Product: calcium binding protein 7
Exons: 5
Coding region: 689-1765 (358 amino acids)
Molecular function (GO): calcium ion binding
Source: RefSeq, a predicted model, not a curated record